ACAAUGACUGGGUGAAUUCCCAGUGUACUGUUUUGGUUUUAGUAACCAUACGUUCAGCCAGGGGGACGCGUUUUUUAUUUCUUUGUUUCUUUUUAUCUUUGCCACUGAAGAAUGUACCCUCUGGAUGGUGGUUACGCUGAAAGCAUGGAGAGGGGAACGCCACAAAGGAAAACCGUUUACCGAAUCUCUCUCACCCUGGUGAAAAAGGAGAGCUUGCAGGAAUUAGGUGGGGGCAGCAACAACGCUGUGCACCGGCGCCUGGAGAACCCCAAAGUGGGCGCUUUCCGGCACGAGGCCACCCCGGAGAUUCAGAGGAGCUGCCUGCUGGAGGAGCUGAAGGAGGUGGAGGACGAGACGGAUGAGUACUCCGCGCGGAACUCCAUGAGGAAUUUCAGGACGUUUAGCACGGGGCAGCUGGAACUGGGUCGGCUUAAAAUCUCCAGAAAGACGCACCACUUCCACAAAGACCUCUCGUUCGAAUUAAAGGACACCUGCACAGGUAACUCGACGGGACAGCGGGAGGGGGAAGAGGAUGGCAGCUCGGGGCUGUGUGUAAACAUGGUGGCGUCUGUGAACAUUACCCCACAGAAUAAAAGGAACGCACAGGGGUUGCCCUGUAGACAGGAAAACAGAGACAUUGAGAGGCUCAAAAGGGAUAUUUGCAGCGGUGAAAUGCGGGAAACACAGAAAACCGCUGCUGUCAGGGGAGGAAGCGUGUGCACUAAAGGGAACAGGGACCACGAGAUUUCCGGAAGCACUAAGGACCACAAUUCUGUGUGUACAGGUGAGACUCACGCGGAGAGGGAGGGAAGGAGCUCGCGAGGUGGCAGCGAGGCGCCAAGCGACAGCCUCCCCUCUCCCCCCGCCGUGAGCUCCCCGUCGCUCACCCCGAAAGGGAGCAGCAAGGCAGGUAAGGCCCUCCCCCAGACCCCGCCGCUGAAAAGGCACCCCAGCCUCCUGCGGCGGAGCUUCAGCUUCCGGCACUGGAGCGGGGGCGAGCUGCUCCGUCUCAGGGCGCUGUCCAAAGAGAAGCACCACAGCAGCUCCAGCUGCAUCGGCCAGGGCAGCGAGGCCAAGGCGCCGGCGGCUGCCGUCGUGCUGCAGAACCCGGCCUUUGGGGAGCCAGCGCUCGAGGGCAAGCGCAACACGCUGGACAUGGGCGAGGUGCUCGACCAGGCCGACCCGCUGCGGGAGCUGAGCCGCGCCGACCGGGCCAAGGGCCGCAACCGCACCCUGGACAACAGCGACCUGCACCGGAUUUCGGAGAAGAGCCCGGAGGAGCGGGAGCGGCUGCUGAGGGGCGGCGGCCGGGGCGGGGCGGGGGAGGGCCGCCUGCUGCGCUUCUUCAGUGGGAUCUUCUCCAAGAAGGACGCCGCCUCCACACCCGUCGCCAACGCCUCGCUCCGCCAGAGCUCCAAGCGGGGCUUCCUCGGCUCCCAGAAGCGGGGCGCCCUGGGGUGCUCCCAGUCCAGCACGGAGAGCGUGAACAGGGCUCCGCUCGAGGAUGCCUUCGUCAACAGCCAGGAAUGGACCAUGAGCCGCUCGGUCCCGGAGCUCAAAGUGGGCAUUGUGGGUAAUCUGGCCAGUGGGAAGUCAGCGUUGGUGCACAGGUACCUGACUGGAACAUAUGUGCAGGAGGAGUCCCCUGAAGCUGACGUGGACGCAGGAGGGCGCUUUAAGAAGGAGAUCGUGGUGGAUGGACAGAGCUACCUCCUGCUCAUCAGGGAUGAAGGGGGCCCUCCAGAGGCCCAGUUCGCCCUGUGGGUGGACGCGGUCAUCUUCGUCUUCAGCCUGGAGGACGAGAUCAGCUUCCAGACCGUCUACCACUACUACAGCCGCAUGGCCAACUACCGCAACACCGCCGACGUGCCACUGGUGCUGGUGGGAACGCAAGAUGCCAUCAGCGCCAACAACCCCCGGGUGAUCGACGACACGCGGGCGCGCAAGCUCUCCAACGACCUGAAGCGCUGCACCUACUACGAGACCUGUGCCACCUACGGGCUGAACGUGGAGCGGGUCUUCCAGGACGUGGCCCAGAAGAUCGUAGCAACCCGGAAGAAGCAGCAGCUUUCCAUUGGCCCGUGCAAGUCCCUCCCCAACUCCCCCAGCCACUCGUCCGUGUGCUCCGCCCCUGUGUCUGCAGUGCACAUCAGCCAGACCAGUAAUGGUGGGGGCAGUCUGAGUGACUACUCGUCGUCAGUUCCCUCCACCCCCAGCACCAGCCAGAAGGAGCUACGCAUGGAGGUCCCUCAGACCACCAACACCCCCACCCCCGUCCGCAAGCAGUCCAAGCGCCGCUCCAACCUCUUCACUUCUCGGAAAGGGAACGAGCCCGACAAGGAGAAGAAAGGGCUGGAGGUGCGGGCGGACAGCAUCGGGAGCGGCCGCGCGAUCCCAAUUAAACAGGGGAUGCUACUGAAGAGGAGUGGGAAGUCUCUGAAUAAGGAGUGGAAGAAGAAGUACGUUACGCUGUGUGAUAACGGCGUGCUCACCUACCACCCCAGCCUGCACGACUACAUGCAGAACAUCCAUGGCAAGGAGAUUGACCUGCUUCGCACCACCGUCAAGGUCCCAGGGAAGAGGCCUCCGAGAGCCGUGUCCACCUGCUCCGCUGUCUCCAGCCCCAAAACCAAUGGCCUCACAAAGGACAUGAGCAACCUGCAGCUGGGCCAGAAUGCAGGCUCAGUGAGCAGCAGCUCCUCUGCCUCGCAGAUGGCCAGUGGGAUCAGCCUGGUGUCCUUUAACAGCCGGCCGGACGGCAUGCACCAGCGCUCUUACUCUGUGUCCAGUGCUGACCAGUGGAGCGAGGCCACUGUCAUCGCCAACUCUGGCAUCAGCACAGACACGGGUCUUGGGGAGUCGCUGUGCUCCAGCCCCAGUAUCUCCGGCACCACCAGCCCCAAGGUGGACCCCCCGCCCUCCCCCCACGCCAACCGCAAGAAGCACCGGCGGAAGAAGAGCACCAGCAACUUCAAGGCGGACGGCAGCUCUGGUACUGCGGAAGCCAAGCGCAAAGCGUGGAAACUAAACCGUGUUGGUAGCCUGCGCAACAUAUACAACAGCAGUGCCAACACCGAAGAACAAGAGGAGAACUUUGAGUUCAUCAUCGUGUCGCUGACGGGCCAGACGUGGCACUUCGAGGCGACGUCGUACGAGGAGAGGGAUGCCUGGGUACAGGCCAUCGAGAGCCAGAUCCUGGCCAGCCUGCAGUCCUGUGAGAGCAGCAAGAACAAGUCCCGCCUCACCAGCCAGACAGAGGCAAUUGCCCUCCAGUCUAUCAGAAACCUGCGGGGGAACUCCCACUGUGUGGACUGCGAGGCCCAGAAUCCCGAUUGGGCCAGCCUGAACCUGGGCGCACUGAUCUGCAUCGAAUGCUCGGGGAUCCACCGUAACCUGGGCACGCAUCUGUCCCGCGUGCGCUCGCUGGACCUGGACGAGUGGCCCCUGGAGCUCAUCAAGGUCAUGUCCUCCAUCGGCAACGAGCUGGCCAACAGCGUGUGGGAGGGCAACGCGCAAGGCCGCAUCAAGCCCGCGCCGGACGCCAGCAGGGAGGAGCGGGAGCGCUGGAUCCGGGCGAAGUACGAGCAGAAGCUGUUCCUGGCGGGGCUGACGUGUGUGGACCUGCCCCUGGGCCAGCAGCUGCUGCGGGCCACGGCGGAGGAGGACCUGAGGACCGUGGUGCUGCUGCUGGCCCACGGCUCGAGGGACGAGGUCAACGAGACCUGCGGCGAGGGAGACGGCCGCACCGCCCUGCACCUGGCCUGCCGCAAGGGCAACGUGGUCCUCACCCAGCUCCUCAUCUGGUACGGCGUGGACCUGAUGGGCCGGGACGCCCACGGCAACACGGCGCUGGCGUAUGCGCGGCAGGCCAACAGCCAGGACUGCGUGGACGUGCUGCUCCAGUACGGCUGCCCCGACGAGCGCUUCGCCCUCAUGGCCACGCCCAACCUCGCCCGCAAGAACAACAACCGCAACAACAGCUGCAGCAGCACGGGCAGCGGGGUCGGCAGGAUGCCCACCAUCAUCUGACCCGUGCCUCACCCCCCGUCCCCGGCCCCCUCCCCUCACCACCCCCCCUCGCUCAACAGUGCUGCCCCCUCAUGGAGACCUCCGGCACUGCGCUCCCAGACUCCUCGGUCUUCCUCCCCCGCGGGAUCGCCCUGGAACAAGCGGCGGCGUUCCCCGCGAGUUUGUGAGACAAACCGAACCGAAACACUGAGCGAUGCCGGAGUGAAAGGAGAAGAGCGCCACACGGAGGCGUCGGAACCACUACGCAAGGGGGCCCCUCCGAGGGCCCGGAAGAGCCACUCUUGACUCGCGCUGAGAAUGACCGGCAUUCUGGCUUAGGGUGGUAGCCGUUGAUUUACGCCCCGACCCGGCUCGGCUGGGCUGGGGGGACAGAACCCUCACUGCACGUCUCAGGGCUAUGCUCCAUAUCAUGAGACAUUUUGGGAGAAACCUUGCCUCGCCCCCACACACCCCCUCCCCCGUCCCUUCGACCUUUCGAUGCCUGCUCCUGGGUCCUGUUCAGCAGAAAGGGGGAGGUGUCAGUUGGACACACCCCGUGCAGUGUGUCCCCGCCUCACGGCCAGUGAAAUUCUGCCUGGCAGCAUGACGUCAGAAGGCUGUGGGCAGAGAGGUUUGGGUGGGUGGGGCAGGGAUCUGGGGGCGAAGUUGUGUGGCAGUAAAGAUCAGUCUAAAGUGGCAGUUCAUCAGGGGCAAACUGCCAGUGAAGGAGGAGCUGAAUGCAUGGUGUGUGCCACACCCCCUCCUAACCCCAGACUCCUCCCACUCAGCACUCCCUCAUGCCCCACCCCCCCAGCUUUACAGAGCACUCACCUGUGUAUUCACCUAAAGGAGCACUACAUCCAGGGGGCGGGGCCAGUAGAAGUGACUUUUGGAUUGAUGAAUAGUGUCACAAGUAGCAUGUAGGAAGAGGUGCUGUUUUGAAAAGAUGUGGCCAGGGGAACCGCACUGGACCAUUCCCGACCAGACUCUACGUCCACACUCUCUCUCUUUAGCUAUCACCUUUGCCUCCUCCUCUUUGCCUUGGUUUUCCAGUGCAUUCAAUUUUCUUUCUCUCACCUCAAAAAAAAAACAUAAAAGGAAAAAAAAAGCAGUGUUUUCACUCACCAUGUUGAUAUCCAUUACUGUACGCCACUUUUCCUUUGUACUGUUUCAGGCUUUUCAUUUCUAGGCAUGUGAAAAAUAUCUUGAUGUAAAACAUUUUAGGAAAAAACUAUUAGGUAUUUCUUAGUAAAAGUAUAAAUGCAUGACCGUCACUUUCUUUUGAAAUGGAAACAAGAGAUCCUUCAUUGUGUCAGAACCCUGUCUUUCAGUCAUCACUGGACCAACGGAUAAGUUCUGAGAGAACCAGAGCGCACUAUGCGGAACCACUUAAUAGCUUCUCGUUAAAUUAUUGCUGGGUUCAGGGACCGGAGACCGUUGUCAUUAACCUGUGAGCUCCGUCAACCAAAAAGCCACAUUUCCACCUCUAUUCCAGAGCACAUCACACAUUCCUCCACAGACAGUCCACAGCAAUUCAUCAUGACCAUCCUGCUUGAAAUUAGUAUUUUUUUAUAAUAGUAACCAUUUUGAUGUUGGUUUUGGAUUUGUUCUUUUUUUAAAACUUGUCACCAUAUAUUCCACCAUAAAAUAUCAAAUGCUUCUGUAGAAAGACAUGGUUCCUUUACUGAUCAUAUGUAGCUUUUAUGAUUGAAGGUGAAGGCAGACCAUGGCUGGAAGCAGUGUGAAUCAGUCCAAUGGAAUUGAAAUGGCUGUGUCAUAAAUGAUGUUGUCUUUUAAUUGGAAUAGGAACACUAAUAUGAAUAAUGUAUUGUUUUCCCAGAGAAAGUGCGUCCACUAAGAACAAACCCAAACAUUCAGUGACUGAAGUUCUUUAUUGGGCUUUCUGAUUGUAUGCCGUAGAGAAACAUCUUCCAGUGAAAAUAGCCUUUUGCUUGAAGUCUUAUUGAAACUCCUGUAAACCAAAGCACAUGCAUGGAGAAUCAGAGAUAAUUGGCUGUUGGCAGUGCUGUGCUAGCGUAUGCAUGAAUGUCCUGCUAAGGCACACUUCCCUUAAUGAAAGGGAAAGCGGAGUACUGAGACUCACCAUGGCCAUAGCUUUAGUUUGAUUUAGUUUCUGCGAGGUGGUCAGGAAUUCCAGUACCGUCUCUGGCACUCUGUGGGAAUGUCUUUUUAGUCCUAAAAUGCUUUUCCAGUUUUACAGUCUCUGACUCCUGAAUCUCUCACUUUCAACUAUCAACAAGAAGGGCUUCUCUGGUUCUGGUAUCCCAGUCUGUAAAUAAGUUUGUUUUUUUUUUUUGUUGUCAUUUUUUUGUACAUUUUUUGGU
Molecule: messenger RNA, 6353 nt
Organism: Megalops cyprinoides (Indo-Pacific tarpon)
Lineage: Eukaryota; Metazoa; Chordata; Actinopteri; Elopiformes; Megalopidae
Gene: agap1
Product: ArfGAP with GTPase domain, ankyrin repeat and PH domain 1
Exons: 20
Coding region: 112-4029 (1305 amino acids)
Cellular component (GO): nucleus
Molecular function (GO): GTPase activator activity; GTP binding; GTPase activity
Source: RefSeq, a predicted model, not a curated record